Gracilinanus agilis (Agile Gracile Mouse Opossum) is the source of this 1975-nucleotide messenger RNA. It is a transcript of the gene LRRC58, whose product is annotated as leucine rich repeat containing 58. Lineage: Eukaryota; Metazoa; Chordata; Mammalia; Didelphimorphia; Didelphidae. The record is from RefSeq and is a predicted model, not a curated record. Gene Ontology annotation, molecular function: protein binding. The transcript is spliced from 4 exons. Bases 19 to 1152 code for a protein of 377 amino acids.
UGCGUGAGAUUGGGAAGGAUGGAGGAGGCCGGAGCGGCGGCGGCCGUGGCCGCCGGACCUGGGCCCGUGGCCUCUGAGUCGGAACUGAACCUGUCUCGCUUGGGCGUGUCCCCGGAGGCCUUGGCGCUGGAGCUGGAAGUGCGGGCCGAGGAGCGGCGGGGCUCCCGCGAGACGCAGCGGCUGCUGCUGCCGCACAACCGGCUGGUGUCGCUACCGCGGACGCUGGGCGCCAGCUUCCCGCAACUGCAGCUGCUAGAUGUGAGCGGCAACGGGCUAGUGGCGUUGGGUCCCGAGCUGCUGGCCCUGCGCUGCCUGCGCACACUGCUGGCCAAGAACAACCGACUCGGCGGGCCCGGUUCCCUGCCUAAGGGCCUGGCCCAGGCGCCGCUCUGCCGAACCCUGCAGGUGCUCAACCUCAGCGGCAACUGCUUUCAGGAGCUGCCCCCAGCGCUGCUGGAGAUGAGGGCAUUGCAGACACUCAGCCUCGGCGGCAACCAGCUGCACACCAUCCCGCCCGAGAUCGAGAACCUCCGCAGCUUAGAGUUUUUGUACCUCGGAGGGAAUUUCAUCAGAGAGAUCCCACCAGAAUUAGCAAACCUGCCUUCCUUGAAUCAUUUGGUGUUGUGUGACAACAAGAUUCAAAGCGUGCCUCCUCAGCUAGCCCAGUUGAAUUCUCUUCGUUCUCUUAGCCUCCAUAAUAACCUUCUGACAUACCUGCCUCGGGAGAUUCUUAGCCUAGUACAUUUGCAAGAAUUGAGUUUGCGAGGUAAUCCCUUGGUGGUUCGUUUUGUCAGAGAUUUAACCUAUGACCCACCAACUCUCCUGGAAUUAGCUGGUCGGACCAUUAAAACCCGAAAUAUUGCCUAUACUCCUUGUGACCUUCCUGGAAACCUUGUUCGAUACUUGGAUUUAGCCAGCAACUGCCCAAACCCAAAGUGUGGAGGUGUCUACUUUGAUUGUUGCGUUAGACAAAUCAAGUUUGUGGACUUUUGUGGGAAGUACCGGCUUCCGCUGAUGCACUACCUAUGUUCUCCAGAGUGUUCUUCCCCUUGCAGCUCAGCUUCUCACAGCUCCACGUCCCAGAGCGAGUCCGACUCAGAAGAUGAGGCGAGUGUUGCUGCCCACAGGAUGCAGAAAGUUCUUCUUGGAUGAGAAGGGGUAGAGAAGUGUACCUAAAACACUAAGACUGGACAGAAUUGGUUAGAAAAACCAAUAAUAUAACUUGAAGUUGUGAAAAAGCAAUGAGAUCGCUAGGAUUUGAGGUUCACAGCCUCAUCUUCUUCUUGGAUGCUCAUGGCUCAACUGAAGAGGAUCUGGACACACCUUGUGUUGUGCCAAUAUGUUCAACAGGAAUUAAUCCAAUUCCAUAUGUGGUUCUUUUAAUAGAUAUAAUUUGCACAGAACUGACAUUUCAGGUCUUUGAUAAAAGACAUUAGGAUCAAUAGAUUGCUUCUUUUUGUAUGUGAAAUGGCAGGUCACAAAGUGGUUUAUUCUGAGGUGCCACUACUGUGACAUACUAUGAAUGGUAUAAUUUGGGAGAGAUGUUGAGCUGGAAAUAAUAGAAGGAAAAACCCAGUGUUAAAAUGAUCAGUCAUUUUGUUCCUCUCUGCUGUACCACAACCCUAGGAUUAUUCUACCUUCUUAUAAAAUCUACUCAUCUAGAUUAUGAAAUGACUUUAUAGAGCCUAUGACCCCUUGUGUCCUUUGGGACCUUCAAACUAUGAGAGUUUGAAGAGUAUAAUCUUUGUCCAAGUGUUCCUGCUUCUCUUUUAGUUUGCUGCUGUUAUCCUCAUUUCAUUCUACCUCUUUGUCCUGGCUGUGUGCCUUCAGCUUGACAAGGAUAUGGGGCAGCUUAUCCCAGACUUGGUGCUACCACAGCCUGUAGCCUUAUUUAUGUAUACUAUGCAAGGAACUUUACAAUGUGCUUUAACACUGCUAGUAAAGCAAAUAAAUUCCUAAUCAUAAUCUAAGCUCA